Messenger RNA from Marmota flaviventris (yellow-bellied marmot), 4735 nucleotides. The record is from RefSeq and is a predicted model, not a curated record. Lineage: Eukaryota; Metazoa; Chordata; Mammalia; Rodentia; Sciuridae.
GCUGAGCGGUCGAGAGCGGGCGGCGGCGCAGGCCUGGCAGGCCCGCAUUUUCUUCAUUUUUGACAGAGGAGGAAUGGGGGAGAUAGAAGGAACGUACAGAGUCCUGCAGUCUGCAGGGAUACGCUUGAGCACCCAGACCCCCAUGGGAGUGAGCACCCUCGAACCAGGGCAGACGUUGUCACCCAGAAUGCAGGAGAAGCACCUGCACAUCAGAGUCAAGCUGCUGGACAACACUGUGGAGAUAUUUGACACUGAGCCCAAGUGUGCCGGCCAGCUCUUGCUGAUGCAGGUGUGGAAGCGCUUGAACCUGAUCGAGUGCGACUACUUCGGGUUGGAGUUUCAGAACGUCCAGUCCCACUGGAUCUGGCUUGAACCUAUGAAACCCAUCAUUAGGCAAGUACGAAGACCAAAGAAUGCAGUGCUUCGCCUAGCUGUGAAAUUCUUCCCACCUGAUCCUGGUCAGUUGCAAGAAGAAUAUACAAGGUACUUGUUUGCCUUGCAACUCAAGAGAGACCUCCAGGAAGAGCGCUUGGCCUGCACUGCCACCACAGCGGCCCUGCUCACAUCCCAUCUCCUGCAGGCGGAAAUAGGAGAUUACGAUGAAACCCUGGAUCGAGAACACCUCAAGGCCCACGAGUAUUUGCCUAGCCAGGAGUGCUGCCUCGAGAAGAUCCUGGACUUCCAUCGGAGGCACAUGGGCCAGACGCCUGCUGAGUCGGAUUUCCAGGUGCUGGAGAUUGCUCGCAAGCUGGAGAUGUAUGGUAUCAGAUUCCACACAGCUUCCGACAGGGAGGGGACCAAGAUUAACCUGGCAGUGUCGCACAUGGGUGUCCUGGUGUUCCAGGGAACCACCAAAAUCAACACCUUCAACUGGUCCAAGGUCCGUAAACUGAGCUUUAAGAGGAAACGGUUUCUUAUCAAACUCCACCCGGAGGUCCAUGGACCCUACCAGGACACAUUAGAAUUCUUGUUGGGGAGCAGAGAUGAGUGUAAGAACUUCUGGAAGAUCUGUGUGGAGUACCACACCUUUUUUAGACUUCUUGACCAGCCCAAGCCAAAGGCAAAAGCUGUCUUCUUCAGCCGGGGCUCCUCCUUCCGAUACAGUGGGAGAACUCAGAAGCAGCUGGCAGAAUACGUCCGAGACGGUGGGGUGAGGAGAACGCCAUAUGAAAGAUGGCACAGCAAGACCCAGGCAUCCCUCCGUGCUCUGACUGCAGACCUGCCAAAACAGAGCAUCUCAUUGACCGAGGGCUUGAGGACUUCUGCCUCCCUGUCUCCAGCAAAUGUCUCCUUGGGUCCAUUCCCCUCCUCCCCGGGGUCCCCUCCUGGCCUGCCCAGCUUCGAGGACAGCAGCAGCCCCCUUAUAGACCCCCCAGCUCCCGACGCCAAACGUUCAGCCUCCGAGCGGAGCCGCAGAGCAGCAGCUGGAGGCCCCGGCCUGCCCUCAGCCCCCCCGCCCAGGCCCCCCGAGCCCCAGCUGGUUCCAGGUGUGGGGCUCUGUCGUGUGGUGGGCGGCCAUGGCUCUGUCUGCCCUGUGGGGUGGAGUCUCAGUGCCGUGGACCCAGGUGCAGGGAGGGCCAGGGCCGGGCUCAGAGUCACCGGUGGCGAUGGUAGUGCUGGGGGUGCCUUUCCCACAGGCUCACUCCUGUCCUUGGGGGAGGACCCGUGUGGCCAGCAGUGCCGUGGGGCAGGCCCUGUGUUCCCAUUGACAAACGCGCAGCUGCAGGUGUCUGAGGAGUUCAUAGACGACGACCCCGCAGACAUCUCUUUCUUUGCUGGAGGCUCUGAGGCCUUUUCUUUCCCGCCUAGCUCUGUAGUCCCUCAGGAGCCCCAGGUCUCUGCCCAGCCCCCUGCACCUGUGUCCUUCCAGCACCUACAGUCUGCUGGGUCCAGCCCAAACAGCCUCUCUGCCGAGGCAGUAGAUGCGAGCGUGGAAGACAGUUUGGAGUUUGGAGAAGGGAGUGAUCUCAGUGGCACUUCCGAUGCUGCAGAGCUGCUGGGAGUGCAGGUGCGUGCCUGCCUCCCACAGAGCCGGGGGCGCCCCGCGGAGACCAGCUCCCUCAGCGACAUGCCACUCCAUGGUGUGCUGUCCUUGCACACGGCCAGCUCGGCCAGCCAGUCCGAGGCCAGCUCCAUGGUUAACUUCCCAGCCUGCUCAGUCCGCUCCGAGUCCAGCUCGGCCUUCCAGUUCUCUGACAUCAUCGACCAGUUAGAGCAGCUCAGCUACCCGCCCACAGCGGCCGAGGACUCCAGCAGCACAGACUCGAGCUCGUGGGACUCUGAAGCAGAGGCCCCCCUGGACAUGAGCCUCUUUUUCAGCAACCCUUUUGCACAGACCCAGAACUGGAAGGCCGAGCUGGACUCGGAGCGGACUGAGCAGGCUGGGAAGUUAACCAUGGAGCUGGCCUCGGACUGGCUGGCCGAGCUGGCCGUGUGCAAGGACAGCACACCAUGGAGUGGCAUGUCGCUGAGGGAGCUGGGAGCCUCUAGGCCUUCAGGCCUGGACUCCACAUCCCUGGCCCCUGUGGCUCUCCAGCCUGCAGAGGCCAGCGUGAGCCUCUCCAGCUAUGCUCCUGGGCCGGCCAGCCCUGCAGCCCAGGGGCAGCCCUACCUGUAUCGGAAGGAGGAGCCCCGGCUGAAGAAGACAGCUUUUGCCUUUGGCUUGGGCUGGUCAAGAAGUCUAAAAAAGGUGUGGUACUCCACACAGAUCUUCCAGAAGUUCUUACACUCAUCUCUGCUCCCCAACAAGAAUUCUAAUGUGUCCUGCUGGGGCUCUUGCCACACCCGCACCUGGAGAGCCAGCACUGGCUACCUGAAGCCCUCCAGCCUGCCCAUGGCCCUCCUGCCGGACACCCUGGUGGGCCUCUGUGCCAGGGGCCUGGUGGAGCUUGAGUGGGGUUUCCUGAUCCCUGCCAGCACUCACCUGCUGUGCCCCGCAAGGCGUGCAAAGGCCCUGUGGCUCUCCCCUGCACACUGCCCUUCUGUGUCUCCACAGGAGCUCACCAGCUACUUCCAAAGGCACGACGAGGUCCUGACAGAACUGGACAAGGCCACCAAGCGCUGCAGGAAGCUGGAGCUGCUCUACAAAGAGUUCGAGCUCCAGAAGGUCUGCUACCUGCCUCUCAGCGCGUUCCUGCUGAAGCCCCUCCAGCGGCUGGUGCGCUACCGCCUGCUGCUGAGCCGCCUGUGCCAGCACCACCCACCCGGGCACCGGGAUCAUGCCGACUGCCGCGACGCCUUGAAGGCCAUUACAGAGGUGACCACCACGCUCCAGCACAGCCUCACCCGCCUGGAGAACCUGCAAAAGCUGAUGGAGCUGCAGCGGGAGCUGGUGGGCGUGGACAGUCUCGUCGCCCCCGGGAGGGAGUUCAUCCGGGAGGGCUGCCUGCACAAGCUCACCAAGAAGGGCCUGCAGCAGAGGAUGUUCUUCCUGUUCUCAGAUGUGUUGCUGUACACAAGCAAGAGUGUAGCAGGGACCAGCCACUUCCGGAUCCGGGGUCUCCUUCCACUCCGCGGCAUGCUGGUGGAGAGCGAGAGCGAAUGGGCUGCUCCUUACUGCUUCACCAUUUAUGCAGCACAGAAGACAGUUGUGGUGGCAGCCAGCACGCGUCAGGAAAGGGAGAAGUGGAUGCUGGACCUGAAUGCUGCCAUUCAAGCAGCCAGGAGCAGGAGCACCCCGUCCCUGGAGCUGCCAGGGGGCAUCUUGUGCACGCAAGCCCCCAGGUCCUCUGAUGAGAUCUCACUGGAGCAGGAGUCUGAAGAAGAUGCCCGGGGGACCCGAGGCUCCCUGGAGGGGCAGGUCCAGCACCGGGCCAACACCAUGAUGCACGUGUGCUGGUAUCGGAACACGAGUGUGUCCAGGGCUGACCACAGUGCCGCUGUCGAGAACCAACUUUCAGGGUAUCUGCUGAGAAAGUUCAAAAACGGUGACGGCUGGCAGAAGCUCUGGGUGGUCUUCACCAACUUCUGUUUGUUCUUUUAUAAGACUCAUCAGGACGACCACCCCCUGGCCAGCCUCCCUCUGCUGGGCUAUAGUGUGAGUGUCGCCACGGAGGUUGAUGGCAUCCACAAAGACUACGUUUUCAAGCUGCAGUUCAAGUCCCACGUCUACUUCUUCCGGGCUGAGAGCAAGUAUACGUUUGAGAGGUGGAUGGAGGUGAUCCAGAGGGCCGGCACCUCACCUGGGCAGCCUCCAAGAUUCCCGCAGGACUGUCCAUAUGCUGCUGCCUCAGAGUCUGAAGGGGCAGUCAGGGAGGGGGAAGAGUGAACCCAUCUGGCCUGGACCAGGACCUGCUGUGGAAGGCUGUGGACAGCAGACCCAGCUGGGGCCCCAGAGCUUCCUGCCAGACAGGAGGCGGCACCAACAGCACUGGAGGCCUCAGUGACCCCCUGGCUUUUCCCCUCACAAUGCAGUGCAGGCCAGUGGAUGGCUGGGAAACAGAUGUCUCCAUCUCAUAGCUUCUCAAAAGGGACACAGAACCCUGCUUGGAGUGUGGGGCAGGGCCCCAUCUGAGGGCAGGCCUUGAACAACCAGCAGACAGCCCCACACAUGCCUGCAGGCCCUGCAGAGGCCCCAGGCUGGCCCAGGGGUCCCUGCAAGGCUAGUCUAGCAGAGCUGACCAGUCUCUACUCCAUGGGCCUCUGGAACAGCAGAGCUGAGCCCCUGGCCCGGGAGGAGUCACAUGCCACCUGUUAACUUCUGUGACUGAAGAUAAACAGCAUCUUCUCACCCGCC